AUGGUCUCGUUACUCCGAACUCUGCGCAGUGCGCGCCGGGUAGGCCUGAAGGAAUGGUGGAGGCAGAUGCAGUACAUUGGUGACGCCAAAUCUGGUACAUACGUCGGCAAGGACCAGUUCGGAAACAGAUACUACGAGAACAGGAAUGCAGAGGAAGAAAUUCCUGGUCGUCAUCGAUGGGUAGACUACGCUCAACACUAUUACCAAGCGUCGCAAGUACCUCCAGAAUGGCAUUCAUGGAUCCAGCACAUCCGGAAGGAUCCUCCGACUCAGGAUCUCAUUAUGCAGAGCUCGAGGCAACCAUGGCAGCAGGAAUGGUCCGAAACCCUGACUGGCACCCGCGGCGCGUACAAGCCAUACAACACCGCUGCUCCCAAGAUAAAUGCUUGGGAACCCAAAGUGACGUCUCGUGGUUAAAUCCGCUUUGUAUCAAGAAAACAAUUUACAUUUCACUUUUUGAGCAAAUCUUCUACCACGUAUUCUGCCAAUGCCAUGCAGCUGGUCAAUCCGGGGCUUUCAAUACCCAGAAGACUAAUCAUAGGGUUUUUCACACUCCCAUCUGACCUGAUCACAAAGUCCUGAAAACCGCUGUUCGGCGGGGCUAUUUUAGGCCUGAUUCCAACGUAGUCUGUUUGCAUUCCCUCGAGAGAUACCGCCGGUAGGUAGCUAGUGACGGCGCUAUGCAUCUCUGGCAGCCUUGAGCUAUCUGGGAUGAGAUGUAGUCUCCAAAAAUCAACUUUUUCCUCAGAUCCAGGAGAAAGCCAUUCAAGGUCUGGUCCAAAGCGUACUUUUCCUUGUAAAUCUAUAGUAAGAUGAG
Messenger RNA from Guyanagaster necrorhizus, 817 nucleotides. Its product is annotated as NDUFA12-domain-containing protein. Lineage: Eukaryota; Fungi; Basidiomycota; Agaricomycetes; Agaricales; Physalacriaceae. Gene Ontology annotation, cellular component: membrane; respiratory chain complex I. Bases 1 to 417 code for a protein of 138 amino acids. Gene Ontology annotation, biological process: response to oxidative stress. The record is from RefSeq and is a predicted model, not a curated record. The transcript has 5 exons.